AUGAUCAGCUGGGCGCAGGGUGGCGGUGAUGUGUUUGUAACAGGGACGUUCAACAACUGGAAGCAAAAGAUACGGAUGAGUCGAAGUAACGCUGACUUCACAACUGUAAUCGACAUGCCCCCCGGAACACAUCGAUUCAAGUUCAUCGUAGACGACGAAUGGAAAUGCUCAGAAGACCUGCCAAUCGCAUCCGACGCAGAUGGAAACCUGGUCAACUAUCUAGAGGUCACUGACGAGGCGGGUGUGCAUCAGGGAGACGGCCUGGAUGAAUUGGCAACCAUGAAGGAUGGCAGAGUUUCGCCACCACUCCUCUCCUCAACCCCCCCAGACGCCUACACCACCGACAUCCCUUCCACCCCCCUCAACAUGCAGCAAAAAGACCCACCGCAUCUCCCGCCCCACCUCGAAAAGGUCCUCCUGAACUCACAUACAAUCGCGAAAGACGAUCGCAGCGUGUUACCGGUUCCGAAUCAUGUUACGCUGAAUCAUAUGUAUGCGUGCUCGAUUAGAGAUGGGGUUAUGGCUGUGGGGUGUACGACAAGGUAUCGGAAGAAGGUAGGGUAUUGCUUCCUUUAA
Messenger RNA from Fimicolochytrium jonesii, 576 nucleotides. RefSeq lists its product as uncharacterized. Gene Ontology annotation, biological process: signal transduction. The coding region runs from base 1 to 576 and encodes 191 amino acids. The transcript has 3 exons. Gene Ontology annotation, molecular function: protein kinase binding. The record is from RefSeq and is a predicted model, not a curated record. Gene Ontology annotation, cellular component: cytoplasm; nucleus; nucleotide-activated protein kinase complex. Lineage: Eukaryota; Fungi; Chytridiomycota; Chytridiomycetes; Spizellomycetales; Powellomycetaceae.